AUUCUAACUUGCUUACAAAGCCAUAUACGAUUGCAAAUAAAAACUCCUACCAAAAUCCAAUAUUUUCCAUCAUUUCAUACAUUUCGAGGAUAGCAAGAAGCAUCCAAAAAAAGAAGUGAUGAAAGAUCGGAUGCAGCGAUGUGUGGUAUUGCCGUUUUCGUUUGGGUGCUCGAAGCAAUCUAGCGUCGCCGUGGCUGAUUCUACACGUCAACACAAGAAACCAAACCAACUCAUCAAAAAUGAAAGUGAGGAUAAUGGCUUCUUGGUUCAAAAAGAAGACACAAAGAUGGAUAACAACAAUGCAAAUAUCUCAGACAAAAUAAUUCGAAGCUUCAAGAGUUUUUCUCACUUUUUCAUUUGUUACGAAGAGGAGGAGAGGGAAGAAAGAGAAGCGGAGAUGGAGAUAGGGUUUCCAACGGACGUGAAGCACUUGAGCCACAUUGGAGUUGAUGGAACCAUGACCACUUUCAAUGUCUCAUCCUCAUCUUUUCCAUUCGCCGGUCUCCAUCUCACUGCCGUCUAAUUGAUUAACUAAAAUCAACUCUAUGAUACAUUUAUUUUACAUGUAUACAUUUCUGUUAAUAUGUAACAGUUUCGUAGUCAAACGUAAGAUUAAAAUAUUUUUUCGCUUGCAAGAAAAGUACCACAAAGUCUACUGACUAACAAAAGGUGGUUAAUUACCGCUUCAUCAGUUUUAAGAUAUACUGCAAAUAAACGGAGUAACAAAUUGCAGUAAAUUGUUACCGUUUCCAUCAUUACUCGUUUAUUGUAUUGCAACCAUGAAAAAGAUUGUACUGCAGGUAAAUAACAAAUUGAUAAAAUUAAUUCCAAUCUGAAAAAAAAAAA
Molecule: messenger RNA, 846 nt
Organism: Brassica rapa (field mustard)
Lineage: Eukaryota; Viridiplantae; Streptophyta; Magnoliopsida; Brassicales; Brassicaceae
Product: CRIB domain-containing protein RIC2-like
Source: RefSeq, a predicted model, not a curated record